UUUUGACAUUGUAAACAAAUCUCAUUCUCAAAUCUCAAGCAAACUACCCCCAAAAGUCACAAAGUGGUGGUUGAGAAUUUUCUUUUUCUAAACAAAAACAACUCAACGCGUUCUGGUUUUACUAAUACAAAACAAACCCUCUCACUUUUUUUUCCCACCCCUCUAUCUCCUUCUCAUAAAAAAGAGAAAGAAAAAAGAGAAAAAAAAUCAACCCCAACAUUCUUGUACCCUUGAUCCUUGGUGGGUUAUCAACAAUUUUCCAUCUUUUCACUUGAAUUGAAAUUUUUUUCCUUGUGAGAAAUGUGCCCUUUAAGGUUCAUCUUGGUGUUCUUCUCCGCUGUGCUAGCGGGUUAUUUUGCGUGGAAAACGGUGCGUUCUUCGCCGGAGAUGGAGCUAAAUUCCGAGGAUUAUUCUGCCCAAGAAGACAAAUCCCCCAAGAAGGAAAAUUUUGAUUUCAAAAAGAUGGUUGAGAAUGGAUUUUGGGUAUUCGUUGACAUGGCUAGUGGGAGGUAUCUGUGGAGGAAUUUGAAGCCAAGCAACAAAGAUGUUGAAUUGAAGAAUUCUUAAUUAGGGAGGGACCCUCUUCUUUGUUUAGUGAUUUGUCUUGUAAAUUCUGGGUUCAAGAAUGUUUGGUGGGUGUUGUGGAAAUUGGAAUUCUCAUUAUUCUGCAUAUUUUGAUUAUUUUCUUUGUUUUGCAAAGCCUUACGAUUAUUAUUGUUACUAUUAUCUCUCAUCA
Molecule: messenger RNA, 736 nt
Organism: Cajanus cajan (pigeon pea)
Lineage: Eukaryota; Viridiplantae; Streptophyta; Magnoliopsida; Fabales; Fabaceae
Product: Methyltransferase-related protein
Source: RefSeq, a predicted model, not a curated record